AUGGAGCUGCACGGAAAACACCUGUUGGGCGGCACCACCAGCGCCGCCGGCGAGCUGACCCUGACCGCGAUAGAUCCGGCCACCGGCGAGGAGCUCGCACCUUCCUUCGCCGAAGCCACCUCGGCCGAGAUCGACCGCGCCGCUGAACUGGCCGGCGGCGUGGCGCCGGCCUACGCCGCGCUCGAGCCGGAGCGGCGGGCCGACUUUCUGGACCAAAUCGGCGAGCAGAUCCUCGGCCUGGGUAACACCCUGCUAAAGCGCGCCGCGGCGGAGACUGCCCUGCCGGCCGGUCGCUUGACGGGCGAGCGCGGUCGUACUGUCGGUCAGCUGAGACAAUUCGCCGCCCUGAUCCGUGAGGGCUCAUGGGUCGAGGCGAUCAUCGACCAAGCCUUGCCCCAGCGCCAGCCGCUACCGCGCCCUGACCUGCGCCGGAUGUUGAUCCCGCUCGGCCCGGUGGCGGUGUUCGGUGCGUCGAAUUUUCCACUCGCCUUCUCGGUCGCCGGUGGCGAUACCGCCUCGGUACUGGCCGCCGGCUGCCCGGUGGUGGUCAAGGCGCACCCUGCUCAUCCUGGCACUUCCGAGCUCGUCGGCCGAGCGAUCGUCGAGGCCGCCCGCACCACCGGCAUGCCCAACGGGGUGUUCUCGAUGGUGCAUGGCGCCGGCCACGAAGUCGGCGCAGCUUUGGUCGAGCAUCCACAGAUCCAGGCGGUGGGCUUUACCGGCUCACUGCGUGGUGGACGGGCCUUGUUCGAUCUGGCGGCCAGCCGGUCGCGGCCCAUCCCGGUCUACGCCGAGAUGGGCUCCGCCAAUCCAGUAUUCGUGCUGCCCGGCGCGGUGGCGGAGCGCGGCGCCGCCAUCGCCGAAGGGUUGGCGGGCUCGGUAACCCUGGGGGCCGGUCAGUUCUGCACCAAUCCCGGCUUGACCGUGGUGCUCGGCGACUCGGCCGCGGACCAAUUGGUCAACCGAGCGGCCGAGCUGCUCGGCGAGGCUGGGCCGCUGACCGUGGUUCAUCCGUCGAUCCGCCAGGGCUUCGAGGACGCUCUGGCCGAGGUGACAGCCAUCGACGGCGUCGAGGUGGUGUCGCGCUCGGAAAAAGCCGCCAGCCACUCACAAACCGACGCUCGCGCUACCCUGCUGCGCACCGAUGGCAGCUGCUUCCUAGCCCAUCCACGGCUCGGCGAAGAGGUCUACGGCCCCGCCACCCUGGCGGUGCGGUGUACCGACCGCGAGCAGCUGCUGCGCGUCGCUGAGGGUCUCGACGGCCACUUGACGGCGACAAUCCAUGGCACCGAUCAGGACUUGCAGCGCUACGGCGACCUGCUCACUAUCUUGCGGCGAAAAGCCGGUCGCCUAAUCUGGAACGGCUACCCCACCGGCGUCGAGGUAGCCCCGGCGAUGCAGCACGGUGGGCCCUACCCAGCCACCACCGAUCCGCGCUCGACCUCGGUCGGCACCGCCGCCAUUCAGCGUUUCGCCCGCCCGGUCUGUUACCAGGACUUUCCUCAACUGGCGCUACCGGCAGAGCUCCGCGACGACAAUCCCAGCGGUAUUUGGCGGCAGAUCGACGGCCAACCCAGCCAGAAGGGCUCGAGCUAG
Molecule: messenger RNA, 1596 nt
Organism: Nerophis lumbriciformis (worm pipefish)
Lineage: Eukaryota; Metazoa; Chordata; Actinopteri; Syngnathiformes; Syngnathidae
Source: RefSeq, a predicted model, not a curated record